CUGAAAACGCGUGUUACCGUUUAUGUAAGCAGACCUGCAUCAAAUUACACACGACACGAUUUACGAUUUAGUUGGGCAAAGCAGUUAGGUCGAAAUGUUAACGUAAAAACAACUAUUUUAAUUUUAAUUUUACCUAACAUUAGGAGGCCACCACUACUUGACAGACGGGUUUAUCGUCGUUCAAGUCUCCCUUGAAAUGGCUGCGUUUUCGCCCAUCUCUUCGUACAUUCUUGGCACGACAUGCUUUGCCCGUGGGCUUAUGGCCAUAUUCUCGCCGGAGGCGGAGUACAAAAGUGUCGGCUUGCCAUUUGACAUUCACGACGAGGGCCCUUCCCCGACGGACCAGUACGAUGAUUCUGGCAUCAGCUUCACGUCGCCGCUCAUGUAUUUCAAGGGUAUUCGCGAGAUGAGCUAUGGCCUGACCCUGGUAGCUUUGGAGUGGCAGGGAAAUGCAGCUGCGGUCACUACGUUCGCAGCCGUUCUAUCUCUGGUGAGAUUUGGGGAUGGAUUGGUCGUCUGGCUAAAUGGGGGCGAGAAGCUGAAAUUUAAGGCUUUGGGCCAUUGGAUCACAGGCGUCAGCUUCCUCGGAUGGGUAAUUCGGAGGUGGAGGUAAUGAGCAUUCAAGUUAUUCCGCACAAUCGCUCCCAAGGAUUACAUGGUACAUUGAAUUAGUGGUCGGUUGUUCUCUAUCGUGGAUCAUCUUCCCCGCAGUUAUCCCUGGAGCAUAUCAUAGCCAUCUCAUCCACUUGCUGCGCCAUCGGUUAUCAUAUCAAAAAUGUCAAAGAAUUAAUCCAUCUAAAUCUCCCACGGCAACGUUUGAGAUAGAUUUGACAGGGGUAAUAAGAACCAACAUACACGCCCCGGGACGCCUACUAGCGAAGAACUACAACUACCAAAUAAUAUUUAUGCAGCUGAGCGGCAGCAUAAGAUC
Messenger RNA from Daldinia vernicosa, 931 nucleotides. RefSeq lists its product as uncharacterized. The coding region runs from base 197 to 613 and encodes 138 amino acids. The record is from RefSeq and is a predicted model, not a curated record. The transcript is spliced from 2 exons. NCBI's taxonomy places the organism in Eukaryota, Fungi, Ascomycota, Sordariomycetes, Xylariales, Hypoxylaceae.